UUGCAGUCAAGCAUUUAUUCAAUGAAAGGAAGUAUGUUAUACCGCUAUAAACUUGUUUAAACUUGUUAAAAUUUUGGCAGUGUUUGGAUAUUUAUACACAGUGACACAGAUAAGCCAUGGCUGUCCCUGGUAAAAAAGUACGGCAGCAAUUUUCUUCAACCCUGUCUCAAGGUUCUGGAGAAGAUUUUGAAGUUUUCUGUCAGCCAUGCGACAGAGAUGACCUCAGGCUACCUGCCGCUGGGUACUGUAUAGAUUGUGAAGAGCACCUGUGUGACUCGUGCUUUAACACCCACAGAAGACCAAAACCACUUCGACAUCAUAAACUUCUAGAUAAAGACAACAUGCCACACACUCAAAAUCUGUCUACAAUGUCUAGUUCUACUGAUGCUGGACAGCCAGAUAAUACAUCUCCUUGCUCUAAACACACAAGUCCUCCUUCAACUCCAGCUUUAAAAUCAAGGACAAUUUCACAUCAUAAAAACUUAUGUGUCAAGACAUCAUCAGAUAAAAUAGAUUGUUACAUAACCAGAAUUGCAGCUUCUUUUCCAAACCAAGUAUUUCUAGCGGAUUAUAACAAUUACUCAAUUAAAAUGGUAGACAUUAAUAGUGAAGCUAUUCAACAACUGAGCCUAGAUUCAUAUCCCUGGGAUAUUACCACAACCACCAGAGAUGAACUUGCGGUAACAAUGCCAGGUAACCACACAAUACAGUUGAUAUCCUACUCCUCAAACAGACUCUCUAAGAAAAACACACUUAAAGUAGAUGGAUUGUGUUAUGGUAUCAGUAACUGCCAGGGAAAAUUUGCAGUAACAUUUCAGAGACCUGCAAAACUGCAAAUCAUCGACUUGAAAGGCACUGUACUAACAACAGUCAUAACAAACUCAAAUGGUGAAAAUAUUUUCAGUUACCCAGAAUAUGUUACCACAAACAGCAAUGCUAUCUAUAUAUCUGACUAUGCAAUGCAGGCAGUUAUCUGGUUAAACUGGCAAGGAGAACUAAUGGGUAGUUAUGGAGGGAUGGGAGCUCCACAAGGUAUUGCCAUGAUAGAUGACGGAUCAUUCUAUGUGAGUGAUUUACGAAAAGACAAAUGUAAUAUACUCAAUGUAACUGGUGACUGUAAAGAGAGUGCAACUAUAUUGAAGGACUUAAAUAAUCCAAUGGCUAUUUGCUGGUGUGAUGUUACCAAAACAUUUUAUGUCAGUAACCACAGUGAUGAUAAAAAAGAAAUGAACUUCAUUCAAAUCUACAAGAUGUCAUAACACAGAGAACUGAUUUGCUUCUGAUGUAGAAUCAAAGUGCAAAGAACAUCAAAAUAAUGUAAAAGUUAUUUUUAGAUAAUUAUCAUACCCUUAUAAUCACACAUGAAAAAGCAACAAGCUUGGACUCAACUACCGAAAUAAUUUGCUGACCAGUGAGUUUAUCCAACUGACUUCAGUGUACACAAUUUCAUGAAGGUGCACAUAUCGAGUCAGUUCAUUUAUUUUUUCCUCUCCAAUUUUUACAUGUUUAAAAAAUAUCCAAAAGGUUUUAACCCUUAUCAUGCAUGAAACAUGCGACCACUGCACUGUUCGCCAUUCAGUCAGUAUCAUUUUAGUAAGCACCCCUUUUAACAGUUAAUGGUACUGUUCAGCUUGAAAUAUGGCCAAGUUCAUUAUAGAAGUUUCUACGAUCAUUACUACGUUUGACUACGAUUAUCUACGUGUAACUACGCUUAGUUCGAUCAACUACGACCAACUACGAUCCCUCCUUACUACGAUUAACUACGUGUAGUGUGACCACGCCAUUAAACUAAUGGUAUGUGUUUUAAACGCGACACAUUUUCGUGGUGUUUGAUGAAGUUGUGUGCCAACUUAACUGGAAUAUCCAUGUAUGCAUAAGAAGGUUACAGAGUGUAUUAAAUCUUUGACGCCAAAGUGUGCCCUUGAUCCUUAAGCUGCUGGUCUUGACUUUGCACGGAGCACAUUGCCCUGGUUAAGGCGUGUGCCAAAUUAUUUGCAUAAACAGUAAUACAAUUGAAAAGGAAAAUGAGUUAUAUUUUAUUAUUCUGAUUCUGUGUGACCUUGACCUUUACGUAAGGGGUCUUGCACGUGACAUGAAGACACAUUGGCUACUUAUGCUGAAAGCGUGCAAGUAAUUUUGAUAUCCCUGCAUGCAAAUAGUUAUGUCAUUCAACAGGCUGUGUGUACUUUUUCAACUUAUUUUUUGCCAUUUUGAUUUAUAUGUUAAUAUGUAUAGAGUUCAAACAGGCUAAUGGUACACUAAAUCUUACUCUUAAUACCGGAAACUUUCAACGUUACCGGAUAGUGUUACAAAAGUGAUACCCAGUAGGGGAAUCCUGAACCAUACGUACAUGAUAUUUGAAUACAGAAAUAAAAAAUUAAUGUGGCAUAUAUGUAAAGUGAUAGCUUUAUGAACCAUAGACAUAUGCAUGCGUUGGCUUUGCAGAAGGCGGAAAAAAGAAACAUCCUUAUUGUUAAAAUACCAUUCAAUAUAUUAUGCAUUUUAAAUCACUGUAAAAACACAGUAACUAACUGAUAUCAAAAGAUGCAAGUAUGAGGUGUUUUGUUUGUCCAAGAAGACUGAAUAUUUGCUUUGUGGUAAAACAUUUACUGAUAUAUUAUUGUUGAUAUGCUUUAAUUUAGUAAUAAAAAGUAUGCUUUC
This is a messenger RNA of Mercenaria mercenaria, 2661 nucleotides long. RefSeq lists its product as uncharacterized. The coding region runs from base 117 to 1259 and encodes 380 amino acids. The transcript has 2 exons. Lineage: Eukaryota; Metazoa; Mollusca; Bivalvia; Venerida; Veneridae. Gene Ontology annotation, molecular function: zinc ion binding. The record is from RefSeq and is a predicted model, not a curated record.